AUGAGCCAACCGUACGGUAUGGGUAUGAGGGCGCCGAUGUCACCAUCAUUCAUGCCUUGUGUGAUGCCAGCGGCGUUAAGUCCACAUAACGUCGAAGUGUAUCGUCAAAUGAUGAUGAUGAACGGUCCAUGCAGUCCCUUGUAUGGAAGUAUGGCAGCUGCUGGCAUGAAGAUGGAUGUCCCUCUGGCCGCAAGCAUGCGAUCUUCCAAUCCCUUAAAUCAAAUGAACCAAAUGCGGUUACCAUUCGUUGGCUCACCGAUCACAUCAAUGGCCAAUAGCAUGUCGCAUGACGGCUUGCGGAGAACACGAGAUGGGAAAGUGAAGAAGGAAGAUCACAUCAAGAAGCCGUUAAAUGCGUUCAUGUGGUUUAUGAAGGAAAAUCGGCCGAAGCUUAUGGAGGAACUCGGUUAUAAGGAGAAGCAAAGUGCUGAAUUGAAUAAAGAACUCGGCAAACGAUGGCAUGAUCUGCCUAAGGAAGAGCAACAAAAGUACUUUGAUAUGGCUCGUGCCGAUCGAGAACAGCACAAGGCGAAAUAUCCGGGUUGGUCGGCACGCGAAAACUACGCGGUUCAUAAGCGAAAGAAGAAGAGGCGUGAUAAGAGCGAGGAUGUAUCCGACAUGAAAAAAUGUCGUGCACGAUUUGGAAUCGCAAAUACCGAUCAGUGGUGUAAGUUCUGCAAACGAAAGAAGAAAUGCAUGUACUCGACGUAUGAUCCGACAGAUGUACUAUCAGAGGAGCAUGGUGAUCGAACUUCAUCAGGACCCUCACCAUUGACGUCGUCUCUGGGCCCGUCACCUCUUGGCGGUGUUGUCGAUCACGAUGCUUCGGAUUCUGAAUCAGAAGUGGAUGAAGAAGAUCGAACACUGGUCGAUAUGGACAUUCAAGAGGCGGCAAUGCAACAACAAGCGAUCACUCGAGACAACGAGUUGGCAGCAUUCUGA
This is a messenger RNA of Haemonchus placei, 942 nucleotides long. Lineage: Eukaryota; Metazoa; Nematoda; Chromadorea; Rhabditida; Trichostrongylidae. The record is from the annotation of a GenBank genome assembly.